This is a messenger RNA of Lactuca sativa (garden lettuce), 1167 nucleotides long. Its product is annotated as ATP phosphoribosyltransferase 2, chloroplastic. Gene Ontology annotation, biological process: L-histidine biosynthetic process. Gene Ontology annotation, cellular component: cytoplasm. The record is from RefSeq and is a predicted model, not a curated record. Lineage: Eukaryota; Viridiplantae; Streptophyta; Magnoliopsida; Asterales; Asteraceae. Gene Ontology annotation, molecular function: ATP phosphoribosyltransferase activity; magnesium ion binding.
AUGUCUCUCAUGCCAACAUUUCUCCAGCAAGGCCCCAUCAUCGGUGGCGGUUUCACUCAAUCGUCAUUUCUUUCUUCUACUAAAGUUUCCGUCAAAUUCACCAUCUCAUGUUGCACCAUCCCAUCUCCGAUGACCCAUGUUAACGGAAAUGUAGAUACGACAUCUACCGAGAGGAGUGAGAUUAGGCUAGGUUUGCCGAGUAAAGGUCGAAUGGCUACUGAUACGCUAGAUCUCCUCAACAAUUGUCAAUUAUCUGUGAGGCAUCCGAACCCUAGACAAUACGUUGCAUACAUACCACAGCUAGAAAAUCUUGAAGUGUGGUUUCAGCGUCCAAAAGACAUUGUACGAAAAAUGGUUUCAGGAGAUCUAGACAUCGGCAUUGUUGGUCUUGACACAGUUAGUGAAUAUGGAGAGGGUAAUGAAGAUCUAAUCAUUGUUCAUGAUGCACUCGCAUAUGGAGAAUGUCGUUUAUCUCUUGCUGUUCCAAAACAUGGGAUCUUCAAGGACAUCAAUUCUAUUGAGGAGCUAGCACAAAUGCCUCAUUGGACUGCUGAGAAGCCUCUACGAGUUGCUACUGGUUUUACUCAUUUAAGUCCAAAAUUUCUGAAAGAAAAUGGUAUUCACCAUGUCUCCUUUUCAACUGCUGAUGGAGCACUGGAGGCAGCUCCUGCUAUGGGAAUUGCGGAUGUUAUUGUGGAUCUUGUUAGUAGUGGAACCACAUUGAAGGAAAACAAUAUGAAGGAAAUCGAAGGUGGGGUAAUAUUAAGAAGUCAGGCGGUCAUGGUUGCUAGCAAGAAGUCGUUGCUCCGGCGUAAGGGUUUGCUAGAUAUAACCCAUGAAAUGCUUGAAAGAUUUGAGGCUCAUAUAAGUGCACUUGAUCAAUAUACAGUAGUGGCUAACAUGAGGGGAUACAACGAAAAGGAAGUAGCUGAGAGACUUCUAACUCUACCAUUAUUAUCUGGCAUUCAGGGUCCAACUGUAAGUCCAGUUUUUGGGUUCACAAAUUAUUAUGCUAUAGUCAUUUGUGUACCCAAAAAAUUGUUGUACAAAUCAGUUCAGCAGCUAAGAGCGAUUGGAGGCAAUGGAGUUUUGGUGUCUCCUUUGACCUACAUCUUCGAUGAAGAAACUCCCAGAUGGCGUGAACUUCUCUUAAAGCUUGAGCUUUAA